Molecule: messenger RNA, 746 nt
Organism: Hydra vulgaris (swiftwater hydra)
Lineage: Eukaryota; Metazoa; Cnidaria; Hydrozoa; Anthoathecata; Hydridae
Biological process (GO): proteolysis
Molecular function (GO): cysteine-type peptidase activity
Source: RefSeq, a predicted model, not a curated record
AUGGGUAUAUUUAAAGAAUUGGGAGACAGCAAAAUAUACGACUACUCAUUACAAGAAACUCUAGUUGAUUGUUUGAGUAAUGAAACAGUUUACGUUUAUCUGAGUUUACUUGCUAGUAAUCAAGAUAAGAACAAAAUUGAAGUACUAGCACCAGCCGGAUUACUAUCACAAGAAGUGUUACCAAAUAAAACAGCUUUGAUUCGAAGGAAAAAUUUGGAUGAGUUGUUAAAACUAGAUAUUCUUAUAUGCUGUGUUGUUGCAAAACAUCAUUGGACGCUUACAAUAAUCAAACCAAAGGAAAAGAGCUUUUAUUACAUCAAUCCUCUAGGCGAAAUCUUAUCUUCAAUAAAAAAAGAAGAAAUAAAAUGGAAUAACUAUUUGAAACAAAGGUAUGGAAUUUCAGAAACAUUUAAAAUAAUGACAUUGCCACAUGCACUGCAAAGAGACAGCAUAUCGUGUGGAGUCUUUUGUCUUAAAUUUGCUGAAAACUUUAUGAAUGGAGAAGAGUUGGCAUUGUCCUUCCCAUUAGAAGAAGUAGUUCUAUAUCGAAACAAGGUGGUGCACUAUCUUAUAGAUAGAGGAGAUUAAGUGUGAUAAAUGCUUACCAAGUCGAUGGUAUCACAUGGACUGCAUUCCAAAUGUAACAGAAAGCAGCAAAUCGUUUACCUGCACAAACCUUUCUCAAAACAAUCAAUUAAAUUAAAUAAUAACAGUUAAAAUAAAGAUCCAUAAUUAAAACAUUAAAU